GAACCUCGUGGCCCAGGUGCAGGGCGAGGUGGCGGAGGUCCACAGCCUGCUCUCGGAGAUGCCGCGGCCGGAGGGGGGUGCGCGGGGCGCGCCCGCGCAGCCCCUGGCCGAGCACGCGCAGUGGGAGGCCUCCGCCCUGGACAGCGCCAUCUGCGAGUUCGAGGAGAUCCCAGGCAGGAUCCAGGCCACCUUCGAGGCCAGCAUCGCGAGGGCCACAGAGUUGUUCUGGAUGAGGGUCGGGGAGGUCAUGAAGAGCCUGGGGGACAAGAACUCGUCAGACAAGGAGGUCGUCAACCAGAUGAGGAUGAUCCCCAGGGAGGUGCAGCAGAUAGCCGCCGAGGCCGUGGAGCAGGCGGUGCUGGACUCCCAGGUGGAGGUGUCGCGGAUGUGCGACUCCCUCAUCGCGACGCUUGAGGAGAAGCGCUGGAGUACAAGCAGCCAGAAGGUGAGCUCCAUGAAAGCACGGAUUUGCGAGCAGGUGCCACGCACGAUCCAUCCGACCAUCCUGGCAGCGAUGUCUGCUGCCUCCGCCUCGGUUGAGCAGGCUGUGAAGGCCUACCAGGACCCAGAGCUGCCGGUGCCAGUCCCAAACCAGCUGGCCAACGAGAUGGUGGCCGAGUGUUUGCUUCGCGUCAAGGCCGAGACCCCGAACUCACAGUGCCCGCCGGGCCGUGUCGAGGUGCAGCUGGUUCAUGCCCAGGAGGGCGCGUCGUACCCGGAGCAGGUGCGGGCCUCCAUGGCCCCAAGCAGUGCCUCCCCGCUCGUGCAGAAGGCGAGCAAGUCGGACUGCCCGCUCCAGCACGAGCUGCAGCAUACGAAAGCUGGCGGCAGCGACAGCGGGGGCUCUGUCGAAAAGGCUGGCUGGAUCAGGCGGCCGAUGGUGGACGUCAUGAGCGAGCCGUGUGUGAGCAAGUGCAGGCAGGGAGCUGCGGCCAUACCGAGCGGCGCCAUGCAGAAGCAGGGGCAGGCUUCUGGCAACGCGGCCUCCCAUGAGGUGGUAUCUGGCGAAGGUCCCUUUGGCACCAGCAGAGCCGAAAUUCGUUCGAGGAUCCACGCCAAAGCAGAGAGGGCGAGCUUCAAGCAGCGCCUGUCGGCCGCAGCGGAGGCGAUUGACAGCAUCCCCGAACAGCUGAACAGCGUGGUGCAGAACAAGGCAAACAGCCUCGCCGACAGCGUGGAGACCGAUCUGGCUCUGGUGCAGAGGGCCAUCCGCAGCAGUGGCGGGGACGACGCCGUCGUAGACGUGGCCAUCGAUCAGUUGGGGGCGAUCCCAGAGAUCAUCAGGAGCUCGUUCGACUCGAAGAUAUCGGAGGCUAGCGACACAAUACGGUCGAAGCUGAACACCAUCAUGCAGGGCUUUAAGAACUCCAAGUCUGAGAGACAUGAGGUGGUAGAUCAAUUGUGGACCAUCCCCGAGGAGCUGGAGCAGAUACGCGGGCGGUCGACCAGGCCGUGCAAGAGUCCAAGCGGGAGGCGGCCAAACACUGCGACCGCGUCUUGCGGAGCUUGCCGGAGAACGCGGGGGUGA
Messenger RNA from Prorocentrum cordatum, 1528 nucleotides. Lineage: Eukaryota; Dinophyceae; Prorocentrales; Prorocentraceae. The record is from the annotation of a GenBank genome assembly.